AUGGAACUUCAUAAUUUCAUCCGUCAGAACAACAUUGGAGAUGUUGAGUUUGAAGAACCAGAUGCUUCAAAGGAUGUUCUACAUGGUAAGCAAACUAUUAAUGACGACACAAAUGAUGAUCAAAGUGUUCGAGUUGAAGAAAACACUGAAGCUGGUGCUUAUAUGAAAGUUGUUCGUGAUCAAAUUGCUAAGGAAAUAUGGAUUGCAAAAUCUGGGGUAUCUCGUUUCCGUCGUUAG
Molecule: messenger RNA, 237 nt
Organism: Arabis nemorensis
Lineage: Eukaryota; Viridiplantae; Streptophyta; Magnoliopsida; Brassicales; Brassicaceae
Source: the annotation of a GenBank genome assembly